GCCGGAUGCUCAAGCACACUGCCCAAUACCUUUCUUCACUCAGGAUAUGGCAGCAAGAAGCUCUGAUCCUGAAUGCCCCUCCGUGGAAUUGGAGAGCGGCAAAAGUAGUAGAUGGCAGAAUGUGCGAUGGUUGGCAUGUCUUCGCGUGGCCACAUACAUUUCCAUCCUGGCAGCCGUCGGGUUUGCCGGUGUGGAAGGGUUGGCCUACUUCAAUCCUCCAACGACAUCAGUCAGUUCUACUUCGAGGGUGUUGAAGUCCAAGGUCAACGCUGAAACAGAUCCAUUGUGGGGUUGUGGCCUCCUUGGUGCCUUGCCAGGAAUCUCUAAGGAUGGAGAAACGACGGCCGAGACCCAGCGCUUCAUUGAUGCCUUGAAGAAGAGCAGCUCCUUCGGAAAGGUGACCUUUUGGAAUUGGAACUUGGCGCCACAGGCAACAGACAAAGGUUUUGAGUACCUCAGUAAAGACUUCCUCUUCGUGCCUGAAAUCUGGGGCUCUAACGUGGUGGAGAAGAAGUGGGUGCGAGAAGCUGGAGAGACAAACUUCCUCGAUUCGCAAGGAAAUAGAUGCCCAGCUGAAAUGUCAAACCUUUUCCUCGGCAUGAACGAGCCAGAUAUCCAGGGGAGCUGCAUGGGGAAUAUGUUCCGUACCUGUGUCAGGCCUUGCACCGCGGAAGCUGUGCAACGUAACGAUUGUCCCGUGGCGGAUGGCCGCGUGGGCUUGGCGCCAGCAAAGCCCAACGACCAGGGCAUGUGCGAUUGUUGGUCGAGGUCUGUUGCCACCGGCGUGGGGUUUUGGCCUGUGCCCGGCUGCGAUGCCCAGCAGCCUUUGCCAGAGCUUUGGUCUCAAGAACGGAAGUGCGUUGACACUGUCAUGAAGAAUUGGAAGAAGACGGCACGUAUUGCCUACAAGAAAGGGUACAAGUACUUCUCGACACCACUGUUGGCAGUGCAUGUGAGCUACGCCGAGAAAUUUAUUCAGAUGGCGUGUGAUUGCACUGGUGAGUCCUGCGCCUGCACCGAUGCAUCAUGUGGCUGUCCAGUUUACGUGGGUUUGCACUUCUACGCUUUCGAUUGCCGCCCGCGGGAAACCAAAGCCUAUGAAGCCUUCGAGGCCAGGGUCAGAGACAUUGGAGCUUUGAUGGAGAAGUAUCCAUUUCUGAAAGGUGCUAUUAUCAACGAGGUCGGUAUGCUGAACUGCCCACCUACCGAAGAAGAUCCCAUUUGCAUCCCCGACUCGGGCAAGUUCCCAGCCAAAGAUGCACCAGACCAUGGUUGCCCAUCCAAUGAUGAAUUGCCAGAUGGCUUGGCCACUUUCAUCACGAACAUGGUGGAGUUGUCAGCAAGUGUCACCACUGCUGAUGGGCGACACGUAGUGAAGGGCUUCUCAUGGUUCAAUAUCGAUCGAGAUGGAGGCACCUACAAUCUGCGGCUGUUCAACGAUGAUGGAUCUAUCAACAAAGUGGGUGAAGCGUACAUGCGCACAUGCGAAAAAUGGGGUGAAAUGCUGCUGUGAUGAUCUACGGCACAUGCGUACCCGUUGACAAGCAAACAUUCCACUUGAAUUCAAUCAACUCUUCCCUAGGAUGCUCCGGAUUUUGCAAGGGUGGUCGAACCUGGCCAGCUAUGCGAAAGGAGCUGCAACCGAGGCAUCUGGAAACCCAGAUGGCACUCAAAAUCAAUAAGAAUACUAAUGAUCGUCAGGCCAACCUUGAGCCAGGUCCAAGCCUAUUUCCAGGCA
Molecule: messenger RNA, 1738 nt
Organism: Durusdinium trenchii
Lineage: Eukaryota; Dinophyceae; Suessiales; Symbiodiniaceae
Source: the annotation of a GenBank genome assembly